Molecule: messenger RNA, 1161 nt
Organism: Colletotrichum graminicola M1.001
Lineage: Eukaryota; Fungi; Ascomycota; Sordariomycetes; Glomerellales; Glomerellaceae
Exons: 2
Coding region: 1-1161 (386 amino acids)
Molecular function (GO): hydrolase activity
Source: RefSeq, a predicted model, not a curated record
AUGAAGGCACCGAGACCGCAGCUUUCGCUGUGGGAGAAGCGAGAUCUAGUGUUUCGCUUGCUCUUUCGCGCUCCUUUGCAGCUCAUCUGGAAUUUCGCUUAUGGAAUGCCCUUUGCCGCCGCAAGAGGCGUUUCGGUCUGGUUCUUUGCCAUUUGCGCAUACUACCGCUUCGCGCUGGGAUGCAUGCGAGCGCGUGAAAUCCAGUUUCUGCUUCCUCCAUCACUAAGAACGUACGAGAAAUGGAUCGCCAAGAAGAGAAAGAGGCAUCCGGAACACGCUGGCAAACUGAAAAAGCACAUUGAGAUGCUCCCGGCGAACGACGGCUCGAUCAUGUGGAUCGGUGACAGACAGAAGGCGACAAAGUUCGUCCUCUUCUUCCACGGGGGCGGCUACGUCGUACCACUACUCCCUGGUCAUCUUGAAUGGUGUUGGGAAUCCUACGUUAAUGGCGGCCCUGGAGAGCACGCAGAGGUGGCAGUUGCCGUGCUGCAAUACACCCUCGUCCCCGAAGCGCGAUACCCUACGCAGCUCCAGCAAGCCAUCGCGUCCCUCAAUCAACUGAUCCUGUCGGGCAUUGAGCCCCGCGACCUGAUCAUCGGCGGCGAUUCCGCUGGAGGCAACCUGGCUUGCUCCGUCAUUCGCCACAUCUGCCACCCGUGCCAUCUCGAAAUUCCGGCCUUGAGACUCGAAAGCCGUCUUGCGGGCGUCUUCCUCGUGUCUCCGUGGCUGACCAGCAAGACGAAGGCGUCUUCUUUCAAGGAGAACAACUACGUCGACAUGAUCAAGGCCACAGCCGUGUGUAAUGGAACGGCCGAGCUCCUCCACCCACGGUUUCCCGUCAGAAACAAAUCCGACGAGAGUGAUCUUGCCAUGGCAAUGCCGAUGGACGGCGAUAUGGCCUGGGUGGAUGACAUAUCGACGGCGACGGCGAGCCUGUACAUCACCGCGGGUCAGCAAGAGGCUUUCAGGGACGACAUCAGGUCGUUUUCGGAGCACCUGAGCUGUGGGAAUAACGAUCUGGAUCUACUGCUUGAGCUGUCAGAACACGAGGCUCACGAUUUCAUUUUGCUCGAGGGCCAGACUCGUCGGGUCGGAGACGCAACGGUUAGGAUGAGAAAUUGGGCAGCGGCGCAGCUCGGGACGGGCCGUAGUCCGGUGUGA